This is a messenger RNA of Vitis riparia (riverbank grape), 3713 nucleotides long. Its product is annotated as B3 domain-containing protein Os01g0723500-like. Gene Ontology annotation, molecular function: DNA binding. Lineage: Eukaryota; Viridiplantae; Streptophyta; Magnoliopsida; Vitales; Vitaceae. The record is from RefSeq and is a predicted model, not a curated record. The transcript is spliced from 8 exons. The coding region runs from base 470 to 2191 and encodes 573 amino acids.
GUUAUUGUCAGGACAACGAGAGAUGAAGAACUCCAAGCGGCCUCAUUUCUUUGAGGUUUUCCAGCCUGACGCGAGCUCCGAGCGACUGGGCGUAAAAGUAUUGGUAGCCGUUUGGAUGUUAGCCUCAGGCCUAAACACGUGCAUAGAGGAGGAAAAAAGAAGAGUAAAGAGACGGAAAUGCUUGUAAUCCUAGGGAUGUGGGUCAUGGCUGUCUACUCCUACACUGUAUCUUUUGUAUCUGAGUUCGUCUUAAAUCAUGUUCUUGUAUCUUUGAGAUACAUUUUCACCUUGGAGAAUGGCAAAAUGAUAAAGCAAGACAUCUAUAGAAAGUAAGGAGGAUGAAGCAGAGAGCAAUAUAUGAUUGGUUCCAGGAAAGAUUCUAAGGCAUAAAUAAAGAAAGAAGAAUCCACUAAUAUCAUUAUCAAAUGGAGCAUAAGCUUUUAAAAUUCCAUCAAGAUUCAUCAAACACAUGGAAGGCAGAACAUCUGGAUUUGUUUCAUUAGUGGGCCCUAGUGAUAACACUUGGCAUGUUGACUUGAUUCAGCAGAAUAGUGACUUAUUAUUGCAUGAUGGAUGGCCAGUAUUUGUAAGAGAUCACUGCAUAGAAUGUGGUGACUCUUUGGUAUUUAGAUAUGAUGGCAAUUUGCAUUUCACAGUGCAAGUUUUUGAUCGAAGUUCAUGUGAGAAAGAAGCUGCAUUUCAUGCUAAAUGCAGCCAAGAUCCAGGAGGUUUGGAUGAUCCGCUAAGAAAAAAAAGAGAAAGGGAGAGCCCAGUUGUCUCUAAAGAUAAAAUUUUUGAAGGUGUGCCAAAGAAAAUGAGAGGGAGCUCUUGUCAUGUGCAUUCAGAAUGCAUAACAAAGAACUUGGAAGACAAGAUGGAUAAAUCUGAUAAGGAAGCAUACAAGUGUGAAGAUUUAUUUAUGACCGAAAAAUGUCAAGCAGCAGUUUUCUCCAAUGAAACAAAGAAAUGCGGGAGUCCAUCAAAGGAUUCCCUCAGUUCUAUGCCUUCUCAAUUAAAAGCUUGCAAUGAAAAACCAGAGGCUGCCAUCCAGAGCAGAGCAGAUGAUGAAUUCGAUUCUCGUGCUAGAGGUUGUGGUUGCACUUCUCUGUUGUCAACAUUUGAAGAGAAAAAAGUAGCUCAGUCUUUUACUUCCUCUUUUCCUAAUUUUGUGAGGAUCAUGAAAAAGUUCAACAUCAGUGGUUCAUAUACUCUGAAAAUCCCAUAUAAGUUCUCAAUGGAACAUCUUCCCAAGUGCAAAAUAAAGAUUGUCCUUCGUAAUCUAAAAGGAGAUUGUUGGACUGUGAAUUCAGUCCCAACUACAAAGGUUCACACUCUUCAUACCUUCUGUGGAGGGUGGAUGGCUUUUGUCCGUGGUAAUGGCCUCAAGAUGGGAGAUAUUUGCAUUUUUGAACUUGUGCGCAAGUGUGAAAUGCGUGUUCACAUUCUUGGGGCUGGAAAGGAAGGUAUAGAUGGCCAAAGUGGGAAAACUAUGUCUAAUGGGUUUACUCCAGGGUGUGCUGCCACUUCACAUAAAAAUCCUGAAGGUUUACCAAAGAAACCAAAAGGGAACUCUUCAAAGGUCCACUUAAAACAUAUAACCAAGCUGGGUGUAUCUGGUAAGAAAGGGUCUAAAACACAUCAAGAUACUGUUCCUAAUGAAAUGAAAAAACAUGGUAGUUCAUCAAAGAGCUCUGUCAGUUCUGCAUCAAAAGCUUGCAAUGAAAAGCCUGAGUCAGCCAUCCAGAACACAACCAGUGCAGCAGAUGAUCUAAGAUCACAAGCUAAAAGUUUUGUCUCAACAAUAUCAGCUGAAGAAGAAAAAGCAGUGCGUUCUUUUACUUCUAGUUAUCCUUAUUUUGCGAGGUUCAUGAAGAAGUUCAAUAUCAGUGGUUCAUAUACCCUAAAAAUUCCAUAUCAAUUUUCAAUGGCACAUCUUCCAAAAUGCAAGACGGAGAUUGUUCUUCGUAACUUAAAAGGAGAAUGUUGGACUGUAAAUUCAGUCCCAGAUACAAAGGGGCGAAUGGUGCAUACUUUCUGUGGAGGGUGGAUGGCCUUUGUUCGUGGCAAUGAUGUCAAGAUGGGAGAUAUCUGCAUGUUCGAACUUGUCGGCAAAAGUGAAAUGCUUGUACAUAUAUCUGGGGUUGGAAAGAAAGGAUCAGAUCAUCAGAGUGGAAAAGCAGCUUCUAACUAAUUAGGAUCAUCCACCCACAGCCAUUGCAUUUGAAGACAUAUGAAGAUGUUGGACAGUAACUUAGAUUCUGGUGGCGGAUGCCCUCUGCACGUGACUAGUGAGAUGAAAUGAGAUGACAAUCACGUGUUUGUGUUGUACAUGUUUUAUGGAGAACAAGCAGCCAACUGAAGCGUCUAUAACAUCUGAACAGUUGAGCAUGUAGUUAAAAGAUGUUCGGCUGUAUGUUAGAACCUUUCAGUUUUCGAGUCAAAAGGAGUCGGGUAGCUUGGUCGGAAUCAUCAUUGCCACAAGAUAUUUAAACCUACGCUAGGUUGCAAUUGCUUAUAUUGGUAAAUUUUGUUAGGUUAUGUUUGAUGUUUCGGAUAUGAUAUGGGAUGCAAGGUACGUAAUAUACGACCCGAUCAUAAGACUAAUAAUAAGAUAAUCGUAUAUUUAGUUGAGAAUGGAAUGCCAUAUCGUCAGCAACUGGAGGUGGCUUGGUGGUGACUUGAGGUUGAGGGUGACAAAACUUAAUGCGGGGGCACGCAUUGUAGGACACACGCAUGGGAAUAAUGCGUGUUAUGCAACCAAAGGGGCCAAUGCCAUGGGGGGCAUACUUGUAGCAAACAACAGAGGCUAUGCAUGCCUUAAAAAGAAGAAAUCGACAAGGUUGAUAUAGGUUAGGCAAUGUUGAUAUGCAUACGCCCGAUAUAGGCAAACAGCGGCUCAGCAUAUGUGGGCAAUGUUGUAGCAAUGAUGGGGGCUAAGAGGAGGUUUGUCACACAUGCAUCAUAUAUACACACGUUAGUGGGUUGAUUGAUAUACGUUGGCUCAAUUUGGUGCAAUACUUGGCAUUGGUGAAAGAUCAAAUUAGGUUAUUAGGUUUUUAAAAAUAUGAGACAUUUGGUGCAUUACUCAGCACCGGUGAAACACCAAACAAGGGCAAUUAGAUUUAUAUCAGUCAAGAGGAAUAAGGAUGUGAUAUCUUGCCAUUGGGGGAAGACCAAGCAAAGCUACGACGCAUCAAGGAGAUGACAGUUGACGUGGAAUGUUGAAUGACAUAUCAUGUGGGAUAUGUGAUGGCUCGUGGUGCUUUCUAGACAUGUGGUAUGAACCAAACAAAUCCUUGUAAUGAUGAGAUAGGUGACAUGAAAUGCUACAACAAGGCCUGGACAAGUGAUAUUAGAAGAAGGAAAAGUACGUUUUGGCUUGUCCAUUCGGAAAUAAGUUUUAAUUUUCAUAAUAUUUAGAUAUCAGAAGCCCAAAACCCACUUUUCCCGAAGAAGAAAGUGAGCUAUUGAGCAUGAUAUAGGUGCUAAGGGCAGAUGCAAGCAAUCAACUCUUGUUGAAGAUGGGAAUGACUGAAGCCACGAGACAAAUUGCUACCUACAUGUGGCCUGUGGGUAGGGUUAAUGAGUUGAUUCCUCAAUCCUUUUGUAGAAUUGGUGCUUGUAUAAAGUGUCUUUUUAGACAUUCUUUGUAUGAACUCAUUAAGAAAAGUAGUGGGAGUUUUGUUAAAAAUGAUUUAUUCAUUUUCUUAUAA